GCUACCCUUAGCUGCUUCCUCUCAAUCCUGUUCCCCUUUUUUCUGUGGCCUGAUAUUCCACUUUUCUGACUUGGCUGGACAGCCCAAGGCUGUGUCCUUCUUUGCUACGUUCACCCGCCACAGACACAAGAAUGCCAGACCUAAUUUCUGUCCAAGACUUCAUCUCCCAAACCCAAGAGGACCUGAGUUCUCCAACAACCUCCUCCUUUACUAGCCACUUGGGCAAAUGCAGGAACACAGUUUGCAUCUUAGAGGAGGACUUGGAUUCAGAUCGAACUGUUCUGCAAAAAAUGAGGAAAGCAGUCAAAGCAAAACACACGACUGGACAAGAUCUCAUUAGCCAUUUAGAAGCUCAUAUUGCUGCCCUGGAGAAAUUUUCAGGAAACUAUCACAACACUGGAGAUGAAAAGCUUUCUGAAGCUUUUACCACCUUUGCUUCAUUUUCACAAGAGCUGCUAGAAGCCAUCAAGAGUUUGUUGCUGAGCCUCUAUCACAACAUUCAUUUUUCUCUGGAUUCACUGGUCAAGGGAGAUUUCAAAGGGGAUUUUAAAAAGCCUUUUGAAAAAGCUUGGAAGGACUAUGAAAGCAAACUUGCAAAGAUAGAGAAAGAAAAACGUGAGCUGGCGAAACAAUAUGGAAUGGUGAGGACAGAGGUUGCUGGAGGAGAGAUUGCUGAGGAGAUGGAAAAAGAGCGAAGGAUGUUCCAGUUACACAUGUGUGAGUACCUAAUUAAAGUGAACGAUCUUAAAACCAAGAAAGGAGUUGACUUGCUGCAGAAUAACAUCAAUCACUGCAACUCCCAGUUCAAUUUCUUCCAGAAAUGUUUAAAGGCAACAGAGAAGCACAAGCAAUUUAUAGAGAAACUAACUCCUGAGCUUCAGAGUAUGAAGUCAAAGCAGGAGGAGGAGAAGAAACAGUUGUGUUCCCUUCGGGAUCAGCUCAAAAUAGCAUUGCAGUUGGAGCCCAGAGAGCAGAAUUCUGUGAGCAAGCCAGUGAGGUAUAGCAUGCAUCAGCUCCAGGGAAAUAAGCAGUAUGGCACAGAGAGAUCUGGGAGCCUCUUUAAGAAAAGUGAUGGCUUAAGGAAAGUCUGGCAGAAGAGAAAGUGCACAAUCAGGAAUGGCUAUUUUACCAUUUCACACAGUACAUUAAAUCGUCUUCCGGUGAAGCUGAAUUUGCUCACUUGUCAAGUUAAACCAAAUGCAGAUGACAAGAAAUGUUUUGAUCUUAUUUCACAUAAUCGGACAUAUCACUUCCUGGCAGAGGAUGAACAAGAAUGUAAUAUAUGGAUCUCUGUUCUGAGUAACAGUAAAGAAGAAGCUUUGAAUAUGGCCUUCAAACAAACUCACAACAAGGAAGGAUACAACAUGGAGAAUCUGACUGGAACAAUCAUUGAGGAAAUAAAGCACAUGCCAGGAAACAAUAUGUGCUGUGAUUGCUCAACACCAGAUCCAGCAUGGCUCUCCAUUAAUUUGGGGAUCUUAAUUUGCAUUGAAUGUUCUGGGAUUCAUCGAGAGAUGGGUGUUCAUCACUCCCGCAUCCAAUCAUUAGCCUUGGACAAGUUGGCCACCUCAGAACUUCUGUUGGCUAAAAAUAUUGGAAACUCACGAUUUAAUGACAUAGUAGAAGCUAACCUUCCCAAUUCAUCUUCAAAGCCAACUAAGGACAGUGCAAUGACUCAUCGGAAACAUUUCAUAAUUUCAAAAUAUGUUGAUAGGAAGUAUGUUGUUCCAAGGAUCAUGAGGAGUCCAGCUGCCAAGCUCAAGAAUUUGGAGAAUGCUGUCAGAGAGAAGGAUAUAUUUAUUUUGCUUCAGGCAUAUGCAGAAAAAAUGGAUUUAAGUGAGCCUGUUUUGGAAUCUAGCCAGGAACCUAGAGAGACGCUUCUUCAUCUGGCAGUCCUAGUUAGUGACCGAACCUCUUUGCAUAUUGUAGAUUUUCUGGUGCAGAAUAGUGGGAGCCUGCUGAAACAGACAUCCAAGGGAAAUACUCCCCUUCAUUAUUGUAGCCUUCAUAAUAAACCUGAAUGCAUAAAACUUCUUCUGAGAGCAAAAGCCAAUAUCACAAUCACUAAUGAAGCUGGAGAGACAGCCCUUGAUAUUGCUAGGCUACUGAAUCACACUACAUGUGAAGAUCUGCUAUUGCAGGCUGAAAAUAAUCAGUUCAAUAUGCGUGCCCAUGUUGAAUAUGAGUGGCAGCCAGGCCAAGAGGAGAUGUUUGAAAGUGAUGAUGAACUGGAUGAAAAGCCCUGGCUGGUGAAAAAAGAUCGCUUUCAUCGCCCGCAAAGCUGCUACAAUCUUCCUGGGCCAACCUCUCAGUCAUGGAAGAAUCCAGCCGACUUUUUCAGAGGAACCAGUCCAGCAUCCCAGGACAAGUGCCAUGACUUAUAUGCCACACCACAUGGCUAUAGAUCUGCUGCAACAGCAUCGCCUCCCACUUCUGCCUGUCCAGGCCCUCCAUUGCCACCACGUAAUGCCCCCAGAGCCCCCAGCUUCUCUCCUCCAUUACCCCCAACCAGCAACUAUGUCUAUCCUGUAGAUACAGCAGCUAAAAGAGCUAUGCCUCCUCCUCUGACCAUUAGGCAUAAGCGGACCUCCUCAGAGCCUCUCCCUUCUACGCCACUGAAUCACAGCCCUUCUGAUGAUUCUAGAUCUUUCUCGCUUCCAAGGCGCUGCUCUCCAGAAGGAGCUUCUCCUAGGAGUUUGAGUUCUCAGCCAUCUGAACUCUCUGAAGGGGUGGAUUCCUGGCAGCAAGCUGCCUCUGAGCCAAACCAAAACUCAAGAGAGAACCACUGGUCUUCUUCUCAAUCUCCUGAAUCAUCAGAUGACAUUCCUCCACCACUACCAAAAAGGGGAUAUAUGAAUACAUCCUUUCUGCAUCGUGUCAGAGCCCUUUAUGAUUGUCAGGCUGAUCAUGAAGAUGAGCUCACUUUCAAGGCUGGAGAAAUUAUUAUAGUAGAAGGACAAGAGGACUCCAACUGGUGGCAUGGCAGGAUUGAAGGAUACCCUCACAGAAAAGGUGUCUUCCCAGUGUCAUUUGUUUAUAUACUACCUGAAUAAGAAUACAUCUAAUUCAUGUAAAGUACAAUCAUUCUACUGUAAAAGGGCCUCCUGCCCUCUCAAAACACAUGUAUUAACCUGCACAAUAGUUGUUCAGAAACACUUAUUGGAAUUAAAUACAAUGCAUUGGCACUGAAAUGUCAUGCAGAGGAUAAACAUCUCCUCCUCAAGUCAUUGGCAAGAAGUCCAUUGAAUUUUUAAAAAAAUGAUACCUGAACUGCAAGAGCUUUUUGAUGAACUCAUCAAACAUACCUGUGGGAAUAGUACAAUUUCUUGCUGUCACUGUUCGUGCAUGAAUGCAAGCAGUACGUACCUUUCAAAUGCCUCUGUCAUCCACCUGUUAGACUAGAAAAUGAUUUAAGCAAAAAGACUUCACUGUUCCAAAAUUUAUUAGUAUACAUAAUAAUAUAAUUCACAAUAAUAACAGAUAAAGAGAAGAAAUGAAUCAAACAUGUCAUAAGAAGAUAAUGCCUGUGCCUAUUGUUUAUUUCUAAAUAUCAAACAUGUCAUAAGAAGAUAAUGCCUGUGCCUAUUGUUUAUUUCUAAAUAUCAAACAUGUCAUAAGAAGAUAAUGCCUAUGCCUACUGCAUAUUUCUAAAUGUCAGAAACACAUGAGAAAAAAUGCAAACGUAUGGUGUUUCUUAAUUCUUCUCUUCCCUGUAUUCAUGAAACAUGGGGGAAAACAUUUUCAGAAGUAAUGCUUUAGGACGUCUAUGGAGAUUCUCAGUCAUCCAGGUCAUGGUUGUCCCAAAGAUGCUUUUUCAAAAGGCAAGUGGACUUCGUUUUUCUUGAAGACAUUUCACUUCUCAUCCAAGAAAUGUCUUCAUUUUAAGGAAAAACAAAGUCCAGUUGCCUUUUGAAAAAGCACCUUUAAGGCGCUUUAGGAAUUGCAAAAUUCCAGUAUAUUAGUUUUCGAAGUAAAAUAAUGUCAUUUCUGAUUUGACUGUUUGUAAAUCUAUAUAUGCAAUGUAUUCCAUAAGGACUUCUACUAAAGGAUGAAGAAGAAUGGGAGAAACUUACUUGCAUCUAAAAUAUCAAAAAAUAGAAAUCACAAAAUAUAUUUCAGUUUCUGCAAACCCACCCAGUCCUUUCUUGAAAACAUUGUUUAUUAUGGAAAGAAAAUAAUGCAUACACUAAUUCAGAGUCUUUUCAAUUUUCCAGUUAGAUGUGUUCUUCUACUAUUCAUAAUGAAAUCUUAGAAUAAAUAUGGUAUAUUGAAAUUUCAUUUUCCCCAAGUUAACAACAGUUCUUUUAAAUCUCCAAAACUGUUUCUAAUAAUGUGAAAUAAUGCUAUUAAUGCAGAAUUCCUCUAUUUGCUAUUAUGUUACUAAAAUAAAUACAGUACUCCAAAUGUUUUAAUGAUGCUUUAUAUUAUAGUACUUCUAUUUACGAAGAAUGUGAUAUUCCACCUUCAAUAGCAAUUUUGUUUCUUGUUUCUGAACUGAAUAUAGCUCAUAAUUAUAUCUCUUAUCAAUGUCCACUUCACUGAUAAGAUUAGAAAAUGUUGACACUGAGAAUGGCAGAAGUCUAUACUAUUUAUUUCAUCACUUUGAUUUUUUUUUGUUCAGAUUUAUUGUCAAAAAUUAUCUCUGUACGCCUUUAUAUUAACAGUAUUUUUGUAAGUCAUAAGUUGUCAAUAUAAUAGAAGAAUCCUAUUUUUAUUUAUUCCUUUCCCCGUACAAAUGUUUUUUGAGUGCUACUCUGCUUUGAUCUUGGUUUUUUUAUAUAUAUCUUUGCUGUGUUGUUUCCAGUAUAAAAAGGAAAUGUUCUCAAAAAUAGAAUUGGGAAGUGGCCAUACACUGAAAUAGAAAAAGAAAAAUAACCUUAAUAUAACUGUUUAUGGAACCCAUAUAUUUCUCCUUUCAUGUACAUAAAUUAUACUAGGGUAGUAAAAUGAUUCUGAAUGAGAUGCAAGCGGGAAUGCUAAUUCUAAAUAGCAACGUGAAUACAAACUACUAUGUAAUUUUAAUGUCACUGAAAUUUAAUAAAUAAAACUAAAAUGUAAAAACCAGAAUGCCAAUGAGUGAGCAAUAUAAAAGGAGCACACUGAGGUAGUUCAGACAUAUAGUAAUAGUAAUAGUAAUAAAGUUGGAAGGGACCUUGGAGGUCAUUGAGUCCAACCCCCUGCUCAGGCAGGAAACCCUACCAUUUCGGACAAAUGGCUGUUAUAGAGGAAAUGAAUGAGGAUCAAUUGCAAAAAAAAAACAAAAAAACAAAAUCAAAGGAAGAGUAAAUGGGUAAAGAGGGAGAACAAGAAAAUUAUGAUUGGAGGGAGCUAUUUAGUUCCUCAAAAAGAGAGUAGUGGGAAUUUUAAUGAAUAAAAGGCAGCAUAUGAAGUAGUAUAUGUACAUGACAGAAGUAAAAAUGUUUGCAGAUAUGUAUGGAUAUAGUGACUGGUAUGGGUGUAAACCAGAUUUGUUUUCUUUUUUUAAAAAACUCAUACCACUAAUUUCUUUGGCUUAUUAUUUUACUUGCAAUCUAUACUUGACAUAACUUAAUGGGUAUGUAUGUACAUGUGCAUAAAAUUGAUGAUUGUGACUUUAUUAAUUUGAAUCUUACCUGAGUAUUUGCAUCCUCACAUGCAUACUCCAGUAACAUAAGAAAUAAUAAUAAUCUCUAAUUUUAAAUACACUUUAUAAAAAGCUAAAAAAACCCCACUAUAAAUGAUUCUGGGACAAAUCUCUUAAUGGGACAACCGUUAAUGAUGUGCUGAAGAAAGUUGAAGGACUCAACCUAUCAGUUUGCCUACCACAUAUUGAACACACAAAAUCAGGACAUCAAAAUCAGGACUCACGAUCGAUGCAGGGUAGAGCCUGGAAAUAGAGACAGUAUUAUGGGUAUUGUUUUCUGCUGUCCUGAGUGAUAGAAAGUCCAUUAUACCAGAAGUUGGAAAAGGCCCUGAAAAGUCAUCUAGCAUAACUUACUAUUUCAACAAAAGAUCAACAAUGGUGAGAAAUCUAACUCAUUACUAAACUUCAAUGAAUGAUGUCCCUGAAGAAUGUAGUACAAAAACAGAUUCUUCAUGCUGUAGCCAAAUUUUAUGGCCUCAGUUGCAAAAGGAAUACAACUGCCAAAUUAAUAACAACAAACUGUGUCAUGGUCAACCAACAAUCACCGAGCAUCUGCUUCUUGUGUCACAACUGCAAACGGCUACAGGAAACCACUUCUAAUUACAGUAUGUUUCAAACACGUUUCCUUUUUUAUUGUUUAAGCUGAUCUGUUUUAGGAAGAGAACGCACAUUUAGAAAAAGGAAAAAAACAGAUCAGUUAGACUGUUAAAUCUUUUUGCAAAUUUUCUCCUCCGUCUUACCAGAAUCUGUAAAUUGUAGCCUAUGGCUGAGGAAGAUUAAGAUUUUUUACUAAGAAAAGGAGUAAAUAAGAAAGGGCUUAAACAUUCAUAGAAACGGAAAUACUAUUUGUUGGCAUGAGGUCUCCAUUUAGGAAGUGCAGCUUUCAGCACAAGUAAGUAUAUUGCAGAACUUUUUUUCAAUUUGUCUCAUUAACAAGCUGCACACUAAUUAGUGCACUGUGAUGUGCAUCUAUGUAAGAUUGAGUUUUUCCUGAAGAAUCUUCUGAAAUAAUUCUGCUAUCAAUAGAUUUUAUCAGGCUAUUGAAAGUAUGGGAUUAUAACGCUUCACUUUUUCCCAGCUAAGUGUUUAUUUAGGCUUUUGGACACACUAAAAUAUGUUCUCUUUCAUGCUAAAGAAAAACUAGAACAUUGCUUUUUAAAUAUACAUUACUAUUAACAGGCUUUGUAAAUGCAUUACAGAACAUUCAGGCAAUAGGAAGAACAUGAAUUUAAUUUGCCUUGUAAACUGCCUGUAGAAAUGUUACUAGAAUUGUUCUUUCUUUUAGCUAACGGCCAUUGCAUUAUAAAUAUAUAAAACUCCAAGGGGUGAUAGAAGUGAUAGCAGGAUAAAAAAAAGCUUGAUUUGUGAAAGCAUUUUGCUGUACUACUGUUGAUUUAUGUUAAUGAAUAAAUAGACUUAUAAUACUAUAAAAACUAACACAUUUUUGCACAAGCUUUAAUUUAUUCCACUUCAUGGGGAUUAUAUUGUACUGUAUUAUCUGACAAAGC
Messenger RNA from Crotalus tigris (Tiger rattlesnake), 7131 nucleotides. RefSeq names its product arf-GAP with SH3 domain, ANK repeat and PH domain-containing protein 1-like. NCBI's taxonomy places the organism in Eukaryota, Metazoa, Chordata, Lepidosauria, Squamata, Viperidae. The record is from RefSeq and is a predicted model, not a curated record. The transcript is spliced from 28 exons. Gene Ontology annotation, cellular component: cytoplasm. Gene Ontology annotation, molecular function: GTPase activator activity; protein binding. Gene Ontology annotation, biological process: positive regulation of GTPase activity. Bases 132 to 3053 code for a protein of 973 amino acids.